Molecule: messenger RNA, 1422 nt
Organism: Aphanomyces astaci
Lineage: Eukaryota; Oomycota; Saprolegniomycetes; Saprolegniales; Verrucalvaceae
Exons: 5
Coding region: 31-1377 (448 amino acids)
Molecular function (GO): protein binding
Source: RefSeq, a predicted model, not a curated record
AGCAAUCACAUUUUCACGACCAAUUGAUCCAUGUUCAAGCCGCGGUCCGUCGAGGCCGUCACGGAAGCUCUCAAGGAAGAUGCCAAUGAUGGUACCGUGAUCAUUGACUACAAAGGACAGAAGGGUCGCGCCGCGCAUGAGCGCAAACUCCUAAAGAAGGAUGCAGCUCCAUUACCUGCCUCGGAAGGUGUCGUGGCCAAGUUGGCAACGCUGCAACGAGGAAUCUUGAGCGAGACCAGGUUUUCUGCCGGCAACAUUCAGCCCACCCGUCUACAAGUCACAGGAACGUCGGGCAAUGACAAUGUCGUCGAGUUUGUGUACGCCACGGGGCGCCAAAUCUUCGAGACGCAUGUGCCGCUGGGGCUGUCGGCCGACGAGCAGGAACGUGUGACGCUCGGGACGCAAGGCGCCAACAUCUCCAACAUCGUACAGAUGAAAGCGCCGACGUCACGUCCGCUGGUCGCAGAGGAGGUGCUGCACAAGGCGGAGAUCCAAUCCCUCGCACACAAGGGUCCAUUGGUGGCCUCAGUGGACGCGCGCGGCGUGGCUGUGCUGUACACCGCAUCGAGCGGCGCCGUGAACACGGACGAUAUCCACGACAACGACGAGGAAUCAAGUGGGGAGUCAUCGAGAAAGAAGUUGAAAGCGGCAGACUGUCGCGCGACGGGCCACGUGCUGAGUGGCGACGGCGGGACCCCCGAGCUUGGCUGGGCUGGCAUCGCAUUCAACCCCGUGUCGAACCAGAUUGUCACAGCGCAUAGCUUCACCAAGGCCGUUCGCUUUUACGACAGCCACACGCUUCAGACGACGCAUGUGCAAACGUCGUUGCUCAUGCCCACGGCGCUGGCGUACUCGUCCUCGUCGACGCUAGUCGUGGCGGAGUACAAUCAGAUGUCGAUAUGGGACUCCAAAUCACACCAGCGCAUCGCCCGCGAAGGGCUGCCGUCGCUCGGAUGUGUGCAUGCGGUCGCGUGGUCGUUGGAUGGCAACUCGGUAGCUAUUGGGGGUGAAGACAAGAUCGCGUACAUUUACGACACGCGCAAGUGGAAGCUCCGUUCCUUGUGGCGCUGUCCGUUAAAGUACGAGUUGGCGUACCUGGCAUUCUCGCCGACGGACCCGACGCUGUGCUACGUGGCAGGUCUGGACAACGAGCUCAUGGUGGGCACGUUCGACGGGGCGGAGAAGAAGAAGCACGCGGCCAAGGAACACUCGCCGUCCAUCCUUCAGAUGAACCACCACCUCGGCUUCCGCGGGGACUCGCGGUGGAUUGGGGUGGACGUGAUCCGAGACGGCAGCGGAGGACAUGACUUGGCCGUCGGCGCGUGCGAGAGCGGCAGCGUGUACGCUAUUCAACCGGCCCAGCACAUGUUGGGAUAGACUUAAGAUGUGAAAUGCUAAAAUACUUGAAACGAGUUCGGCGAU